Pyricularia pennisetigena is the source of this 318-nucleotide messenger RNA. RefSeq lists its product as uncharacterized. The record is from RefSeq and is a predicted model, not a curated record. Bases 1 to 318 code for a protein of 105 amino acids. Lineage: Eukaryota; Fungi; Ascomycota; Sordariomycetes; Magnaporthales; Pyriculariaceae. The transcript has 2 exons.
AUGUUCCAGGCGGCAGGGCUGGGCUUGGUGGCCGAAGAAGGGGAGAUGGCCGAAGAGGAGCGGUCAAAGGAGAAGCUGGACUCGCCAAGCGCAAUCUUGAGGGUGGGAGCGCGCUUGGGGACGGUGGUGGAUGACAUUUUUGAUGUUGAGGUGGUGUUUGGCUUUUUGGUUGUUGAGGUGGUUAUUCUCGUUGGUGGCAGCCUUGUGCUGAGGGUGGUGUGGUUUGGUGUUAUGGGUAUGGCGUGGUAUUGGAGUGAGCUGCGAGGCAAGGAGCCGGGCUCGGGAUGGAUCGGAAGAGGCUCUGGGUCGCAACAAUAA